Brettanomyces bruxellensis is the source of this 939-nucleotide messenger RNA. RefSeq lists its product as uncharacterized. Gene Ontology annotation, cellular component: small-subunit processome; nucleolus. NCBI's taxonomy places the organism in Eukaryota, Fungi, Ascomycota, Pichiomycetes, Pichiales, Pichiaceae. The coding region runs from base 1 to 939 and encodes 312 amino acids. The record is from RefSeq and is a predicted model, not a curated record. Gene Ontology annotation, molecular function: small ribosomal subunit rRNA binding. The transcript has a single exon.
AUGAGGCAAAAGAGGGCUAAGGCAUACAGAAAACAAAUGAAUGUGUAUAAGAUGACAUUCAAAUUUAAGCCCCCUAUUCAAGUGCUAGUGGACUCAGAUGCAAUAUUAGAGGCACAAAAAACUAAGUUUGACCUCAAUAAAGGAAUCGCCCGGACAGUCCAAAUGGAAACAAAACUAUUUAUCACACAAUGCUGCAUCAACCACUUGUACAAUUCGGGAAAUCAGGAGGCUAUUGACAUUGCAAAAACGAUGGAAAAAAGAAGAUGUCAUCAUGAUGAAACGAAAACUUCAGACGAUUGCAUUUCAUCUAUAACUAAUGUUGAUGGAGAAAAUAAAUUCAGAUACGUGGUGGUCACACAGAAUGCCAAGUUAAGGCGAGAUCUUCGGCAGAUACCGGCUGUUCCAUUGAUAUAUAUGAAUCGUUCAGUGAUGAUAAUGGAACCUAUGUCAAUUGCAACAAGUCGAGUUGUGCGUGCAGUGGAAAGAAGAAAGCUAACUGGAGGAUUAAACGAUGCCAGGAGUGCCGGAUUGAGAGAUGAGGAUAAGGAAACCGAGGAGGAGAAUGCAAAUUCCGAGAAACGUCCGGAGAGAAAACGGAAAAGAGGACCUAAAGGACCGAAUCCAUUAAGUAUGAAGAAGAAGAAGAAGAAAGUGGCUGAUGUUGAUGCAAAAAACGAUAAUUCCCAAUCAGAGGGUGCCAAAAAGACACGGAAGAGAAGGCAUAGAAGGCGGGGCAAGUCAGAUCAGGCUGAGAAAGGGGAAAGUGAUGCCAAUAAAGAAGGAAAAGAGAAUGAAGAAGAAAAGAGUGAUUCCAAAGAGAGGAAUGAGGUUAGUGAGAUUCAGAAUGCCGAAGGAAAGGAAGAAGAAAGUGGGGCUGGCCACAAAGCUGAUGGUAAAGCCGAUAUUCAGGUUGACGAAACUCAGAUGAAGGAAAACUAA